Molecule: messenger RNA, 432 nt
Organism: Sinocyclocheilus grahami
Lineage: Eukaryota; Metazoa; Chordata; Actinopteri; Cypriniformes; Cyprinidae
Product: BTB/POZ domain-containing protein 8-like
Exons: 3
Molecular function (GO): protein binding
Source: RefSeq, a predicted model, not a curated record
GCUGCUGCAGGAGGAGCAGGAGACUGACGUCACUCUGUGUGUGGGUUCUGCUUUUCAGCUGAAGGCCCACAGGGCGGUGCUGCUGGCCCGAGCUCCUCACCUCCUGCAGGGAACCGAAGCAACUACACCUGUCAUCCACCUGCAGGGGAUUGAACCUGCAGCCCUCAAGGACUUUAUACAAAAGGUGUACACAGAAGACAAGUGCCUGGUGAAGGAGAAUAGCACCUUAAAUAUACACAACAGCCACUCGCUGGUAGUGAACGGCACUGCUGUAGACGGCCAUGAUGUUGACUCUCAGGUCAGCUCUGACCCAGGUUUAGAGCAUUUAGGGCCAGCAUCAGGGCUUGGGACAGAUCUUUUGGCUCUGUAUCAGAGGGCUGAUAUGUCUGACAUCAGCAUCCGGGUGGCAGAUAGAGUCUUUUCAGCACACAG